GCCUGGCAGCUGCUGGGGGAGGCUGACAUUCCCUUUUGCCUCUCCUCUUCCUGUCACCAUCUAGGCUAAACCACAAAAGAUCCAGCUGGGUAGCUUGUUUUAAAGUGGCCAAUGGUCAAGAUACCAUCUAGGUAGGUUUUUAUUUUCUUUUUUAUUUACAUUUUUAUUAAUUUUUUUUUUUUGGUUUUGUUGAGAUAGGAUCUCCCUAGGUAGCCCUGGCUGUUCUGGAACUCACUCUGUAGACCAGGCUGGCCUUGAACUCAGAGAUCCACCUGCCUCUGCCUCUUCAUUGCUGGGAUUAAAGCUGUUUGUAACCAUACCCAGCUCUAUUAAAUAUUUUGAAUUUACCUUUCUUGUUGUUGUUAUUAUUUUGAGACAGGUCUCACUGUGAAGCCCUGGCUGGCCUGGAACUUGCUCUAUGAACCAAACUAGCCUCAGACUCACAGAGAUCUACCUGUCUUUCUGCCUCUCUAGUGCUGGAACUAAGAGUGGGCACCACUUAUCCUACUUGUUUGCUUUUCCUUUUUGAAACAGUAUCACAUAGCCCAGGCUGUCCUAAAAUUCACUAUAUAGCUCAAGCUUUGAACUUCCGGUCCUCCUGCCUCGGUCUCCAGAGUGUUGGGAUGAGUGACAGGCAUGGACCCACUUCUGUCUUCCAGGUGAAUGCCUUCAUUCAUUAUUUGUUCCAGGCUUCCUAGAAAGAGUGGCCGCAUGUUUACAGAGCUGGGAAGGCUGUCGUGUCAGGGACAGCCUUCAUUUGUUCUUGUGCACUCUGACCAGGCAGCCAGUGCUCCAUGCAGCCUUGGAUGUCCCUGCUAAGAAGGUGCUUGGUGCCCUCAUCAGGCAAGGGUCUUACCUGCUCUUCAUUCUGUAAAGGCUUGUGCAAAUUGUGCAGCUGGGAGUGGCAGUGCACACCUAUAAUGCCAGGACUUGGGAAGCUGAGGCAGAAUGACUGCCACAAGUUUGAGUCCAGCCUGGGCCACACAGGAAGAUCCUGUUGAGUGGGAGGUGGGGAGGGGGGCUGGGUUGCCGCCAAGCCUUACGGCCUGAGUUCAAUCCUCAGGUCCUAUACGGUUAGAAGAGAGAAUGAACUCCCACCAAGUGUCCUCUGACUGCCACAUACCAAACAAACAAAUGUAAUUUUAAAACAUUUUAAAGAGGAGAGAGGAAUAGUUGGGAACUUAAACCAGUCUGGCUGAAGUAUGAACUUCAGGUUUGGUGACCCUGUCUCAAAAAAUAAGGUGGAGGGUUAUUGUGGAAAACAAACAACAUCAAUCUCUGUCCUUCCAGACAUACUUAUGCAGAUGUGUAUGCACACAUAUAUACAUACGUACAUACAUAGAUAUGUAUGCACACACAUAUACACACAUACAUAGGUAUGUAUGCACACACACCUAACACACUUACACAUAGAUAUGGAUGUACACACACACAGACAGACAUGUAUUCACACAGACACAUACACACUUAGCUAUACAGAUAUGUAUGCACACACACCUAACACACUUACACAUAGAUAUGGAUGUACACACACACACACAGACAUGUAUUCAAACAGACACAUACACACUUAGCUAUACAGAUAUGUAUGCACACACACACAUGCCUGCAUGCGGAAUCCUUUUCACCCUGGCUGCCUCCACUUCAUCUGUCUCCAGGAUGUUUCAAAUUCUUUGCUGACUGAAGUCCCUGUCACUGCCUAUUUGUGUCAGCUGUGAUGACUGCAGCCACCCCCCUCACUGAACAGAGGAGGAAGCUGAGACUUGGCUGCAGGGAGCACCUGGGGACCUGCAACCCACCCACCCCUGCCUCUCAGAGUCCUGCUCUGCCCACUGCCCUUACCGAAACCGCUUUUCCCCAAAGCUGUGGACUUUUACAUAGGGCCCUUAUUCACAGUGGCUGAAAAAAAAUAGUUCAUGGCUUGACUAGUGAUGUGUACCUCCGGGUCUUGUAUAGCCUAGGCUGCUCUUGAACUCACUGUGUAUCUAAGGAGGACCUUGAAGUUCAAAUCCUCCUGGAUCCACUUCCCAAGUGGUUUGCGUACGAGUAUGAACCACCCAGUUUAUGCAAGGGUUGGAUCCAGGGCUUUGUGCAUCCCUGACAACCCCUCUAUUACUGAGCUUUUAAAGCCCUAAAGCCCCAGGACCCUCCCACCGCUGUUUUCGCUUUGUUGUUGUUGUUACAGGCAAGGUUAUACUCUGACCCAGACUGACCUGGAAUUCAUGCUGCAGCCUUGGCUGAGCUGGAACUCAUGGCAAUCCUUCUGCUUUAGCCUGAGUGCUGGGAUUACUUCUGUGGCCCACCACUUCUGGCUCUUUUUUGCUUUUCAAAACAGGACUUCUCUUUGUAGUCCUGGCUGUCCUGAAACUCGCUUUGUAGACCAGGCUGGCCUUGAACUCACAGAGAGCCACCUGCCUCUGCCUCCUAAGUGCUGGAACUAAAGGCAUGCACCACCACCACCCAGCCUGGGCCCUUUUUUUGAGGAUACCCUUGAAAUUCUGAUCCUUCGCCUAUUCCUCCAAGUGCUGGGAUUACAGGUCCAGAAUGUGUCCCAGUCCAUGGAGGUCCUUGAGCUAAGGACAUUCCGGGAUCUCCAGUAUGUUCGCAGCAUGGAGACCCUCAUGCGGAGCCUGGAUGCAAGGCUCAGGGCAGCCGAUGGGUCAGUCUCAGCCAAAAGCUUUCAGGAACUGAAGGACAGGAUGACAGAGCUGCUGCCCCUGAGUUCAGUGCUGGAGCAGUACAAAGCAGACACACGAACCAUUGUGCGCCUGCGGGAGGAGGUGAGGAACCUCUCUGGCAACCUGGCUGCCAUCCAAGAGGAAAUGGGUGCCUACGGGUACGAGGACUUGCAACAGCGCGUGAUGGCCCUGGAAGCCCGACUCCAUGCCUGCGCGCAGAAGCUGGGCUGCGGGAAGCUGACAGGCGUCAGUAACCCUAUUACCAUCCGGGCCAUGGGGUCCCGCUUCGGUUCCUGGAUGACUGACACAAUGGCCCCCAGUGCAGACAGCAGGGUCUGGUACAUGGAUGGUUAUUACAAAGGCCGCCGAGUGCUGGAGUUCCGUACUCUGGGAGACUUCAUCAAAGGCCAGAACUUCAUCCAGCACCUGCUGCCACAGCCAUGGGCAGGUACGGGCCAUGUGGUAUACAAUGGCUCUCUCUUCUACAAUAAGUACCAGAGCAAUGUGGUGGUCAAGUACCACUUCCGGUCCCGCUCGGUGCUGGUGCAGAGGAGCCUCCCGGGGGCUGGUUACAAUAACACCUUCCCCUAUUCCUGGGGCGGCUUCUCGGACAUGGACUUCAUGGUAGACGAGAGUGGGCUGUGGGCUGUGUAUACCACCAACCAGAAUGCGGGCAACAUCGUAGUCAGUCGGCUGGACCCUCACACCCUGGAGGUCGUGAGAUCCUGGGACACCGGGUACCCUAAGCGCAGCGCCGGCGAGGCCUUCAUGAUCUGCGGUGUCCUCUAUGUGACCAACUCUCACCUGGCCGGAGCCAAGGUCUACUUUGCGUACUUCACCAACACGUCCAGCUAUGAGUACACGGAUGUGCCCUUCCACAACCAGUAUUCGCACAUCUCGAUGCUGGAUUACAACCCCAGGGAGCGGGCCCUGUAUACCUGGAACAACGGGCACCAGGUGCUGUACAACGUCACCCUGUUCCACGUCAUCAGCACUGCCGGGGACCCCUAGGUGCCCCUGCAAGGGCUUUGGGGAGCCUUCCCACAUCGCCUGUGACCCCCACCCCAGCCUUCUCUUGGUCAUGCCCUUGCCUUCCUAGAUUCCGUCUCCCCACUUCCCCAGCCCAGCUUUCUGUUCUCAGUAUCUCUACCCAUGCAUUUCCCCCAUUUUAUUGAUCUCUGCUUUUGAUACUCCACUUCUGAGUCUUUCUGCCUUUUUAUGGAUGCUUCUCUUCCUUAUUGAUCGAACCUCUCUUCUCCUCUCCCUCCAUCUACUCUCCCUCCUCUUCCUUUCCCACUUUCCCACAUUCCUUACCCCUCACUCCCACCCUAUCCCUGGAUCUGAGUGCAUGGAUUUUGUUUUUUAAAUUUAUUAUUUACAUGUUUUCUUUCCGGGUUGCCAGAAUAAACCGGACCUUUGACAUUUGG
Messenger RNA from Mus musculus (house mouse), 4105 nucleotides. RefSeq names its product olfactomedin 2 (gene Olfm2). The transcript has 5 exons. Gene Ontology annotation, cellular component: membrane; cytoplasm; nucleus. Lineage: Eukaryota; Metazoa; Chordata; Mammalia; Rodentia; Muridae. The record is from RefSeq and is a predicted model, not a curated record. The coding region runs from base 2559 to 3689 and encodes 376 amino acids.